CCCCCCCCCCCAGCGCCAGCCCACUCCCGGGAACCGGCGGUGGAGCCGCGGCCGCCCGCUGAGGGACGGCGACGGCACUGAGAGCCGCCGGCAUGAGCGCACCCCGCCGCCCUGCGUCCCGGACCCGGCCUUUCUGACAAGAGCUAGACUUUGGGCUCCUUGAAAACACUCCAUUUUGUACUUCUGAACAUCCUCUCAAUCACUCUCAGCAUAAAAGUAACGUUCUUAAUGAUCAUCAGAGAAAGAGCAGGUGUGAGAGGAUUGCUGUUUUAUUGCAAUCAUGGUGCAGAAAUAUCAGUCACCCGUGAGGGUGUACAAACACCCCUUCGAGUUAAUUAUGGCUGCCUAUGAAAGGAGGUUCCCUACGUGUCCUUUGAUCCCAAUGUUUGUGGACAGUGACGUGGUGAAUGAGUUCAAGAGUGAAGAUGGGGCCAUUCACGUUAUAGAAAGGCGCUGCAAACUGGACAUAGAUGCACCUCGAUUGUUGAAGAAGAUUGCAGGUGUCGAUUAUGUUUAUUUUGUCCAGAAAAACUCUCUGAAUUCUCGGGAGCGUACUUUGCACAUUGAAGCCCAUAAUGAAACGUUUUCUAACCGGGUCAUCAUUAAUGAGUUCUGCUGCUACACGGUUCACCCUGAAAACGAAGAUUGGACCUGUUUUGAGCAGUCUGCAAGCUUAGAUAUUAAAUCUUUCUUUGGUUUUGAAAGUACAGUUGAAAAAAUUGCAAUGAAACAGUAUACCAGCAACAUUAAAAAAGGAAAAGAAAUCAUUGAAUACUAUCUUCAUCAAUUAGAAGAAGAAGGUAUAACAUUCGUGCCUCGCUGGAUGCCCCCUUCCCUCAAACCCUCUUCAGAGAUAUCCUCAUCCUCAGCAAGCAGGAAACCGGCAGCGGUGUCGACUGUGGUCACCCCAGACACUACCCAGAAGGAGGGGCAGAGCAGUGAGGCCCUCGGCAGCCCCAGCGGCGCGCCUGAGCCUGUGGUGGGGACGCCUGAUGACAAAUUGGAUGCAGACUACAUCAAGAGAUACCUGGGGGACCUGACCCCACUGCAGGAGAGUUGUCUGAUCCGACUUCGCCAGUGGCUCCAGGAAACUCACAAGGGCAAAAUUCCAAAAGAUGAGCAUAUCCUUCGUUUUCUACGUGCCCGAGACUUCAAUAUUGACAAAGCCAGAGAGAUCAUGUGUCAGUCUUUGACCUGGCGAAAGCAGCACCAGGUAGACUACAUUCUUGAUACCUGGAACCCUCCCCAGGUCCUUCAGGACUACUAUGCAGGAGGCUGGCAUCAUCAUGACAAAGAUGGGCGCCCCCUCUACGUGCUCAGGCUGGGCCAGAUGGACACCAAAGGCCUGGUGAGGGCCCUGGGCGAAGAGGCCCUGCUGAGAUACGUUCUCUCUAUAAAUGAAGAAGGUCUAAGGCGCUGUGAAGAAAAUACAAAAGUUUUUGGUCGACCUAUCAGCUCGUGGACCUGCCUGGUGGACCUGGAGGGGCUGAACAUGCGCCACCUGUGGAGGCCUGGCGUCAAAGCGCUGCUGCGCAUCAUAGAGGUGGUGGAGGCCAACUACCCGGAGACGCUGGGCCGCCUGCUGAUACUCCGCGCCCCCAGGGUGUUUCCUGUCCUCUGGACACUGGUGAGCCCAUUCAUUGACGACAACACCAGAAGGAAGUUCCUCAUCUAUGCAGGAAACGACUACCAGGGGCCUGGAGGCCUGCUGGACUACAUCGACAAGGAGAUCAUUCCAGACUUUCUGAGCGGAGAGUGCAUGUGUGAAGUGCCAGAAGGGGGGCUGGUCCCCAAGUCUCUGUACAGGACUGCAGAGGAGCUGGAGAACGAAGACCUGAAGCUCUGGACUGAGACCAUCUACCAGUCUGCCAGUGUUUUCAAAGGUGCCCCUCACGAGAUCCUCAUCCAGAUUGUGGACGCCUCCUCGGUGAUCACUUGGGAUUUUGACGUGUGCAAAGGUGAUAUUGUCUUUAACAUCUAUCACUCCAAGAGGUCACCACAAAUGCCCAAAAAGGACUCCCUGGGGGCCCAUAGCAUUACCUCCCCAGGAGGGAACAACGUGCAGCUAAUAGACAGAGUGUGGCAGCUGGGCCGGGACUACAGCAUGGUGGAAUCCCCUCUCAUCUGCAAGGAAGGAGAGAGUGUGCAGGGCUCACACGUCACCAGGUGGCCAGGCUUCUAUAUCCUGCAGUGGAAGUUCCACAACAUGCCGGCUUGUGCUGCCACCAACCUGCCUCGGGUGGACGACGUGCUGGCCUCCCUGCAGGUGUCCUCUCACAAGUGCAAAGUGAUGUACUACACCGAGGUGAUCGGCUCCGAGGAUUUCAGAGGCUCGAUGACCAGCCUGGAGUCCAGCCACAGCGGCUUCUCUCAGCUCAGCGCUGCCACCACUUCCUCCAGCCAGUCUCACUGCAGCUCCAUGAUUUCCAGCAGCGGAUUCUUUGCAUAUCUGUCGAGAAGGUGCGCAGGGUUGGUCUCCAGGAGAGAGACAGGGUGUGUUGUUGGGUGUGGCAGAGACUGCGCUUUGCAAGAUAACGUGCCAACACCCAUGUAGCCACCGUCUGUGUGUGCAGCAGGCUGGACUAUUUUAUAUCUCCUCUGAAGACACUAGGCCAGGAGGCCGUCAUGCUUGGGAGACAGUGCGCCCCGUGUAGGCAUGUGGAGGCUUGGAGGCUUGGAGUAGCAAGGUGUCCGCUGGCUGCUGCCGCCCAAAGGUGGAGGAGACCUCUCCCUGGGGCACGGUCGUGUGUUUCCUUGUGCCAAGAAAGUAGUUGCUGGCACCUGGAGCCUUGUUUGUCGAGAGCCUGGUAGGGUCAGUCAGUGAUCCUUGCCACUUGCAGUCAGCGCUUCCUGCUUCCAAGUUACAAGGACCUGAAGAUGGUCCCUUCUCUUUCUCUCUCUCUGUCCUUCUCUCUGUCUCUCUCUCUCUGUGUGUCUCAGAUCGUGAUUAUGCUGACAGCGGCCAAGAAAACGCUUCAGUCGACAAUCCACACCAGCCCAGGGAUGCUUGUAGAACUGUUUGAAUCCACCCCUGUGCCCCUAAAGUCUGAAGAUAUGUACUUUUUAACUUGAUCCAUUCAGAGUGGCCGCUUCCCCCCAGAGUCCAUGCAUCUUUAAGAGCUCAAAGCACAUCACUGCACAAAUGCUCACAGGGUUACUCAGGAGCGUCCACCCCGAAGUCCUUGUGCAGAACUCCAGGCCACACGGCAUUUCGUCACGCACUGUGUCCUCUCUACCUUCAGCCCCUGGCACUCUUCUUAAAAGGCUGCCGCCAUUCACUUUUUCCAGCACUAAUGAUUCUUUCGGUCCAUCCACGCCCCGCCCCCACUAGACUUCUAACUCAUCCCUCUAACUUCACUAUUUGCAUAUCAGAUUCUGUAAAUGUUUUGUAAACAUAUUACCUCACUCUUGGUAAUAUAAUACUGAUAGUCUUUAAAAGAUUUUUUUAUUGUUAUUAAUAAAUGUGAACUGUUUAAAGAAAAAAAA
This is a messenger RNA of Erinaceus europaeus (western European hedgehog), 3486 nucleotides long. It is a transcript of the gene SEC14L1, whose product is annotated as SEC14 like lipid binding 1. The transcript has 18 exons. The coding region runs from base 281 to 2554 and encodes 757 amino acids. The record is from RefSeq and is a predicted model, not a curated record. Gene Ontology annotation, cellular component: cytoplasm; cytosol. Gene Ontology annotation, biological process: negative regulation of RIG-I signaling pathway. Lineage: Eukaryota; Metazoa; Chordata; Mammalia; Eulipotyphla; Erinaceidae. Gene Ontology annotation, molecular function: RIG-I binding.